UCGAACGCCUCGCAAGCACCUCUCCCUGAUCCUCUGAAAGACCAGGGUUCUUGAACCCGUCCUUUGAGUGAAACGAUCUUACGCGCAACAUCUGGAGAAGUACUCAAACGCGUUCGUCAUGGAUUUGCAGCGGAAUCUCAACCUCGCCGAAAGCAGCGAUCUGCACGAGCACGAUGAACCCGAGGGCAUCAAUGCCGAAGAUAUUGAAGAAGUCGUCGAGCUAGGCGACGAUGAUGGCGACGAGCCGAUGGACGAAGAUGAGGAUGAAGAAAACGGUGGGUAUGAAGUCCAAGCAGGUGAUUUGGAUGACCACGAUGGGGGGGACGACAUGCAACAGACUAUCGAAGACACCUCCAUUGCAGCCUUCCAUGACCACAGGUCCUCUGUCUUUACCGUCGCGCUGCACCCCUCCUACCCCAAUCCUCCCCUGGCUAUCUCAGGCGGCGAAGACGAUGCAGGGUACAUAUGGUCCACACACUCCGGCGAACCCCUCGCCAAGCUGUCAGGACACACAGACAGCGUCAUCGCUGCGGGCUUCAACUUCAAAGGCGACAUGGCGGCCACCGGGGGCAUGGACGGGCGGAUACGCGUCUGGAGGCGGCGAGGCGGAGAAGACGAAUGGGGGGCAUGGGAGUUUCUGGCGAAUCUGGAAGGACCGGAUGAAGUGGUUUGGAUUGAAUGGCACCCGCGAGGGAACGUCAUUGCAGCAGGAGGAACAGACUCGACAGUGUGGAUGUGGACACUCCCGUUGGGUAAGACGAUGCAGGUGUUUUCAGGGCACACGGCUGCAGUAACCACUGGCAGCUUUACACCCGAUGGCAAGAAGCUCAUCACCGCUUCCGAGGAUGGAUCGCUGAUCGUCUGGGAUCCACGCUCGCCAGCGCCUGUCGCGAAGCUGCAGGCGUCCGACGCACGCUUCAACCUCCCCGGCGGCAUCACCAAGCUGCGCAUCUCACCCGAUAGCAGGACCGUGAUCAUCGGCGGCGCGGCGGGGCACCUGCGUAUCGUCAGCAUUGCGCACGUCGAUGAUGAGGGCUCCAUCGCUGUCGUCGCGACGCUUGCAGGGCACGAGGAAGGGGAAAGCGUCGAGGCGAUCGAGUUCAUCGACCUUUUCGGCGUCACAGCUGGGUCAGCACCAACACCUUCAAGUUCAGCAUUAUCAGGGGCAGCCACAGCCACGGUCCCUGCAAAGCCGGUAACGACUGUCAUUACAGGUGCAACAGACGGGAAAGGAUACGUAUGGGACAUCUCGACCGGAAAGAUGCGCAACUCAAUCUCGCACGACGCAGCCAUUACAUCGAUUGUUGUCCACUCACGUCCUGGCGCCGCCGCCAUGCCCUCCCCGCUCUUCUCGACCAGCAGCGCAGAUCACACUAUCAAGACGUGGGACGCGCGUAGUGGCGCGUGCAUUGGCACACAAACCGGCUUCACUGAUGGCGUCCUCGCGCUCGCUGUCGGCAGGGACGACGGCUACACACAGGGCGCCGAGACCGGCGGGAUCGGAGCAUACGCUCGCGGUGGCGGCGCAGGGUGGAAGCUCGUCGGUGCUGGCGACGAGGGCGUUGCGCUUGUUUUCAGAGUAUAGACGUGCUUCUGCCCGCUCCUGAAAUGACAUUUGCGUUCCCGACUUAAUCGCAGACUGUUAUUCAGUGAUUUGCUAAGAUG
Tilletiaria anomala UBC 951 is the source of this 1665-nucleotide messenger RNA. Its product is annotated as WD40 repeat-like protein. Lineage: Eukaryota; Fungi; Basidiomycota; Exobasidiomycetes; Georgefischeriales; Tilletiariaceae. The record is from RefSeq and is a predicted model, not a curated record. The coding region runs from base 119 to 1585 and encodes 488 amino acids. Gene Ontology annotation, molecular function: protein binding. The transcript is spliced from 3 exons.